Molecule: messenger RNA, 1953 nt
Organism: Polistes dominula (European paper wasp)
Lineage: Eukaryota; Metazoa; Arthropoda; Insecta; Hymenoptera; Vespidae
Product: mRNA-capping-enzyme
Biological process (GO): protein dephosphorylation; 7-methylguanosine mRNA capping
Molecular function (GO): mRNA 5'-triphosphate monophosphatase activity; ATP binding; mRNA guanylyltransferase activity
Source: RefSeq, a predicted model, not a curated record
CUCAUAUAGAAUAGAAAAAAAACUCUAUCAACAUGUCAAGUUAUAAUAAUAAAUCAACAAUACCACCAAGAUGGCUUAAUUGUCCAAGAAAAGCUAUCAGAUUGAUAGGAAAUAAAUUCUUAGCGUUUAAAACACCAUUAUCAUCUGCGUUCAAUGACCAAGUACCGGAAGAAUGUCGGUUCACAAUAGACAUGCUUUUUUCUUCUCUGAGAAGUGAAAAAAUUAAGCUCGGUUUAUGGAUUGAUUUAACCAACACAACAAGAUUCUACGAUAAGAAGAAUUUGGAAGCUCACGGUUGUAAAUAUUUGAAAAUACAAUGCAGAGGACACGACGAAAGUCCGUCCAAUGAACAAACUAAUUUCUUCAUACACAUUUGUAAACAAUUCAUAUCUCAAAAUCCAUUGGAUGUAAUAGGCGUUCAUUGUACUCACGGUUUCAAUAGAACUGGAUUUUUAAUAGUCAGUUAUCUGGUGGAAAUUGAUAGCAUCAGCGUUGAUGCAGGUUUGGCUGAAUUUGCAGCAGCUCGACCACCAGGUAUUUACAAAGCUGAUUAUAUCAAAGAAUUGUAUAAACGAUAUGAUGACGAAGAAGAUGCACCUGAUCCACCACCAAGACCAGCUUGGUGUUUAGAAUAUGAUGAUUCUAACGUGGAAGAUACUGACGAAGGACCAAGUGUGGAUAAUAAUACAAUUGAAGGGGAAUCCAAAAGAAAAAAAAGGGAACAUCAUAACAAAAAUCCUGUAUUUAUGGCUGGCGUAUCGGGAGUAACACCAAUCUUGGAUCAAAAGAAAUCAUCUGGUAUACAAAAGUGUGUUCAAGAAAUUUGUUCUUGGACGUUGUCAGGAUUUCCAGGUUCUCAACCGGUUUCAAUGGAUUUAGAAAAUAUUAGGUUAUUACAUGAAAAACCUUACAGGGUAUCGUGGAAAGCUGAUGGAACUAGGUAUAUGAUGUUAAUACAAGCCAACCGAGAAGUAUACUUCAUAGAUAGAGAUAAUAGUGUUUUCCAAGUGGAUGGUUUAACUUUUCCACAUCCCAGAGAUUUAUCCAAAUGUCUUAAAGAUACACUUUUAGAUGGUGAAAUGGUAAUCGACAAGGUAUGCGAUAAAGAAUAUGCAAGGUAUUUAGCAUACGAUAUAGUUAUGUUCGAUGGUAAGGAUGUUAGCAAAUUACCAUUCCAUCCUGAUCGAUAUGAAAUUAUUGAAAAAGAAGUAAUCAAAAGUAGGCAUAGAGCAUUAAUGGAAGGAAGAAUAAGAAGAGAACGAGAACCAUUUUCAAUUAGAUUAAAACACUUUUGGGAUGUUGUACAAGCUGCUAAUUUACUUAGCGACAAAUUUGCCAAGAAUUUGUCACACGAACCAGACGGAUUAAUAUUUCAACCAUCAAAAGAACCAUAUCGUCCGGGACCAUGUCCAGAAGUUUUAAAGUGGAAACCAUUGUCAUUGAAUUCAGUUGAUUUCAAAUUAAAAAUUGUCACUGAAACAGGAGUUGGAAUACUUCCACGUAAAGUUGGUCAUCUUUUUGUUGGUGGUUUGGAUGUACCUUAUAGUCAAAUGAAAAUUACUAAACAAAUAAAGGAUUUAAAUAAUGCCAUUAUAGAAUGUAAAUUAGAAAAUGGUCAAUGGGUUUUUAUGCGAACCAGAACUGAUAAAUCAUUUCCCAAUUCUAAGCGUACAGCUGAUGCUGUAUUCGAAAGUAUUAGAAGACCUGUUAAAACGUCCUAUCUUUUGGAAUAUAUUGAGAAACAUAAAUUUUUGGAAGAUGAUUCGGAUCUUAUGCCACCACCUAAAAUCAGAUCUAAAUUAGAUUAAUGAUUUGUUAUUAAAUUUAAUGGAAUUAAUCGAUAAUCGUUUUACCAACAUUACAAAUGUGUAUUCCUACUUUUGAAAUGAAGUAAUUAAUUAGCAUAAUUGCAAUGUCAACUUUACAUAUUUGAGAGAUAUAAAAGAAGAAGAA